AUGCCGUCAAGCAGCAUCCACGGUCUGGCAAGUGCAGCACGCAAUCGAGAGGACUACCAUCCGAAGUUGAUGCGUCGAGAGUCUGUGAUGCAUCAGACGCAAGAAGCUGUGGCCACGUCCACGAGUUUCAAGUCGCGCAUGAUCUAG
This is a messenger RNA of Peronospora matthiolae, 147 nucleotides long. The record is from the annotation of a GenBank genome assembly. Lineage: Eukaryota; Oomycota; Peronosporomycetes; Peronosporales; Peronosporaceae.